AUGCGGAACCCAAACAUCAAAGCGAUGAACAUAACCAAACUGCUGGGUGCAGCCACCGUGUCUGGAGCACUCCUCUCCCCAUGCGGGGGCGGUGGCGGCCCCGGCAGCAUCUCCUACACGCUGCUCCCCCGGAUCCACGUCCACUGGGCCUCUAAAGCAGAGGAAAUCCGGCGAGCGGACGAGCUGCUGGCCGUGCCCACGGAGGGCCACGCCUUCGGUCCACGGUGA
Rangifer tarandus platyrhynchus (Svalbard reindeer) is the source of this 228-nucleotide messenger RNA. Lineage: Eukaryota; Metazoa; Chordata; Mammalia; Artiodactyla; Cervidae. The record is from the annotation of a GenBank genome assembly.